AUGCCUCAAGAAGGGAUGGAGCUUGGGGAGAGGGCGCGUCUUCGCUUCGAGGUCCAUGUUGAUCCGCCAGCUGAAGCUUUAAACGUCGCUGCGCAGCGGGGCCAACAUUCUCGCAGUGGCCCUCAUCAAACGCAUGUCACGGAUUAUGCUAGAGCAGUGUACAAGUUCUCAGUGCUCCCAUCCGGUACUGGCAACCAUCAUGAGAGACUGGCAAGGUUCCUGGGCAAGCUCCUGGAAAUCCCGGGCGACCGAUUCUCAGCACCACGCCUCCAGGAGAACUUCGUGACCCUCUAUCGCUUCGUGCAGUUCUCCAGCUGUCGGACGACCCAGUCGAUGGCUCCCAGCAGGGAUCAGCCCACGAAAGGCACGGAGCAAGAGCAGGCCGGGGGCGUGAAAUGGAGGCUGCAGGAUGGCAUCACCUUCGAGACCUGCUACGAAUUUCACCAAUAUGCGGAUCCCUCACAGGCCGAGUCACCUGGCCAGAUCCUCUUCCUCACAGGAUACCCGUCGCCGGAGUGGCUGGGCUCCAUUGGUUCCAGGUACCGAGUGGAUCCUGAGUUCUUCAACCGCUUUCUAGACUUUCGCUCCAUCAACGAUCGGCUGAGCUGCUUUUCCGUGCCGCCAUUGCCCUCUUCCGAGUGGAACCUCAUCAAGCUAUCACUGCUCACCAUUGGGCUUCGUACUUCGUAUGACCCGCAGAUCAGUACGCGUACGAUCCGCGAGGACACAUCCAACGUCCUAGCCGAGAAACAUCACCAGAUCCAAGCCGGCGCCAAGGUGCCGGUAGGAACCACGGUGAUCCGGAACAUUAGCGUCCUUGACGAGAUGAACUUUGCAAUUGAGCAACACAUCUUCAUAUGCUACCAGCCUGCCGAGAUCCAUAGAGGCUGGGCAGUUCUCGUAUGGACAGAUGGUGGGAGCCUGGCAGGGUCAGAUUUCAUGGAGAAUCCCCUUUCCAAGGCCUUAAGACUAUCGAGUUCCUUCAGAGAGUCCCUUCUCCCGAUCGUCGUUUACAAGCCGAUGAUGGGCCUCAACUCCCAUCUCCUGGCUAAGCACUGCGCAGUACCGUCACUCCAUUUCGGAUAUGGCCGCUUUCUGCGACAAAAUCUAGCGUCUGGGCAUCCAUUCAUCGCCCUUACCGAAGUUUUCACGCUCGUGGCGUCCUCGGAGAAGCACUUCCUCAACAUGAUGGAACUAAAGCUCGAGAGAGCGGUGCUCAACAGUGGAGGCAAGCCGUAUAACGACGGCCUAGAGAACCUGAGGUACUUCAACACUGUACUCAACAGGCAGGUACGGCGGAUCAAGAGCACGCUCGCAGCGCUCAGCAGCGCGGGCCACCGCAACAAGUGGCUUAAGGCGGACCCGGAGCCGACCGAACGAGCGCGAAGGGAGGUUGAGCAGGAUUUUGAACACCUGCACGAGCACGCGGAGACGCUCUACAGGCGUUGCCAGGAGGAGAUCGCGGUGCUGAUGAACAGCAUGGCCAUCCUCGAGUCCGAAAAGGCCAUCGCGCAGGCUGGGCGCAUGGCGAGGCUGACAUUCCUCGCAUUUAUCUUUGUCCCCAUGGCAUUCGUCUCGUCCUUCUUCAGCAUGAAUGUUCCCGAGCUGCAGAGCGUGCCGCUAUGGGCGUGGUUCGUGGCCAGCACCGUGAUACUGACUCCGUCUCUUGCAUUGUAUUGGCUUGAUGAGGACACUCGAAGGAGGUUCAAGGCCCGUGCGAGGCUAUUGUUUAAAUUGAGUGUUUAG
Messenger RNA from Beauveria bassiana ARSEF 2860, 1746 nucleotides. RefSeq lists its product as uncharacterized. Gene Ontology annotation, cellular component: membrane. NCBI's taxonomy places the organism in Eukaryota, Fungi, Ascomycota, Sordariomycetes, Hypocreales, Cordycipitaceae. Gene Ontology annotation, biological process: transmembrane transport; metal ion transport. Gene Ontology annotation, molecular function: metal ion transmembrane transporter activity. The coding region runs from base 1 to 1746 and encodes 581 amino acids. The record is from RefSeq and is a predicted model, not a curated record. The transcript has 3 exons.